AAGUUUGGCGCACGCCCUCCCAGCCCAAGGCCGCAGUCGCGCUGAACAACAGGCCCGAGUUUAAGAAUAAGGCCAGUGAGAUGCAAUUGUGUUGGCUUUGGAGCCCAUAUGCAGUGCUGAGCUCCUGUAUUAUCGUAUUCGUUCCUUGUCGGAUUGUUUUCGGAGGCGCGAGCUACCUCCCGAGCCAGGCUUGGCAAGCCCUGUGUAUCAUCAUUCCAUGCUUUGUUGUCCUGGGAAUCGCGUCGGGCGUGUUCUGCGUGCCCAUCCAGUGCGACCUAGCUACCGGUUUCCAUGUGCUUGCAACACUCGCUUAUUUCCAGCUUGAUUUAGGCAUUGCCCGCUUGAUGACGGGCCCAUUAUAUGGCGAGAUCAACGUCUUAAAGAUGUUCGUCAGGGAGUUGAGUCCAGUGCCGUCCAGCAGCAAUACACUUGCGGCCAAGAUCAAGGCCAAGGUCAAGGCUCCAGCGUUUGCGAAGGCCCCUCUCUUCGACUUCUGCAUAGAUCUCGUCAGCGUCACUAGCCAUGAAAUAUUCUGGAACGUAUUCAUUUGCGAGAAUUGCUUGAAAUACGGAUCCCCAGUUUGGGUGGGCAUAGUGGCCGUUCCUUUGGCUUCAGGCCUAGCCCAUGGCAUUGUCACCAGUGCUCCAGUUGGUGUACGAAUGGUCCCGCAGUUUCUGCACGUAGCCUUAGCGUAUUACACGUCGGGCUCUGUGGUGGCACCUGCCUUAAUCCACCAAUUCUGGUAUUUGUUAGACCAGAAGCCUCUUUCAGUCAUGAAGCAGGCCAAACGUGAUUGGGACAUCGAGGAGCGCAGCGAGGAGGUGUCGCUGUCGUGUUGGGAUGUGUACUCCAGCGCCUCUUUGAUCCUCACGCUUUGUUUCUAUAUUCCUCUUGAGUAUAUCGUAGGCAGAUAUCCUGUUUUGCGUUCUGUUGAUGCGUGCGUCGAAGCGACCCACCGUUGUUCACAAGCGCACAUCCCUCGUGCCUUGGAGAUCGUCUUGGCGGUGCUCUUCACGUUGCGGGUCAUCAUGCUUGUCGACCAGUGGAAGAUGAAGCGGUUCGCAUACGAUCAGUUCUUGGAAGGCCAUGGCAAUGGAACGGAGCAGCGUCAAAAGGAAAUCGCGGAUGCCGUGGGCGAGCGGCACGAGAUGCAGAAGGCAGCGAAAGAAGGCCGGCUCCUACAACCCAUUCAGUCCGAUGAGUGACCCGACCAUGUAAUCAAGAUCAUUUUCACGGCAGCAAUCAUCAGCGCAACAGCAGUCUUCAAUAGUCCUGUGUUGUCAUCCAUGUUUCACGGUUGCCAUCUUACAAGCAGGUGUAAGAGAUCAUGGCAGUUCGAAUCGAUAGGGCAUUACGGUUACCAAAGGCCAUUGCAAACGCCAUUGCGAGGAUAGUUUGUUUGUGCUUGUUCCACCAUUGUUGAAUUCUCUGUAUGGUUGUUGGGCGUUGUCGUUUCAGUGUCUUUCUCAUCGUGAAGAACGUUGCGAUGCUCAUGGUCACUGCUGCUGUCGGUGCCCCCAAUACGGGCCAGUAGGGCUCCAAGGGGACCCGCAAGGUGGCCCCAAAAGGCAACACAUUGUUUGAAGGUGUUCGGCGUUCUGUUAUUUUGUUCACAUAAUUGGUUCGCACCCAGUCAAAAGGAUUGCGCUCUCGGGGCAUCUGCCGGAUUUGCCGAUGUGGUUGUUGUUGUUGAGGACCUUCGCGACGAGGAUCGCGCCCCCUGAAGACGGGCGGCCGGCCUCUGCCGUCUCUGUAGGCCAGCUGUGGUUCGGGCACCCUGGUUUUCAAAACGUGGCGACCGUCGCGGCGAGGAUGCCGCCCCUGAAAGCGGGCCCGGAGCCCUCGGCCGGCUCUGCAGGCCAGCUGUUCUGCUCUGGCCCUGGCCUCCGAACAGUGGCGGCCUUCGCGUCGAGGAUGGCGCCCCCGAGGACGGGCCGCGAGCCUCUGCCGGCUCUGUGGGCCAGCUGCGGCUCCGGCGUUCUGGCCCUCCAAACGUGGCCACAUUCACAGCGAGGGUGGCGCCCCCGAAGACGCGCUCGGCCUCGGCGGCCUGUGUGGGCCAGAUGCGCCAUAGGCGCCGUGGCUUCCGCAGAGCGAGCAUAUUUGGGGUCAUCGGUGUGGGUAGUUUCUUAUUUCUUGUACUUCUGCUGGUUUGUAGCGCUGUCGUUUGGCAGACGGCCGACCGCCCAAGGCGGCUCUGUAGGGGCUGCCGAGAUC
Messenger RNA from Prorocentrum cordatum, 2217 nucleotides. NCBI's taxonomy places the organism in Eukaryota, Dinophyceae, Prorocentrales, Prorocentraceae. The record is from the annotation of a GenBank genome assembly.